Peromyscus eremicus (cactus mouse) is the source of this 1247-nucleotide messenger RNA. RefSeq names its product phosphoglycerate mutase 1 (gene Pgam1). Bases 93 to 857 code for a protein of 254 amino acids. Gene Ontology annotation, biological process: glycolytic process. NCBI's taxonomy places the organism in Eukaryota, Metazoa, Chordata, Mammalia, Rodentia, Cricetidae. The record is from RefSeq and is a predicted model, not a curated record. Gene Ontology annotation, molecular function: intramolecular phosphotransferase activity. The transcript is spliced from 4 exons.
GGGAGCGCAAGUGCGCAGGCGCGGUCGCGGGGCGGGCUGCGAGCGGAAUCUCAGCGAUCCUCAGUCCCUGCCGCAUCCCCUUGCCUGUCGCCAUGGCCGCCUACAAGCUAGUGCUGAUCCGGCACGGCGAGAGCGCCUGGAACCUGGAGAACCGUUUCAGCGGCUGGUACGACGCCGACCUGAGCCCGGCGGGCCACGAGGAGGCGAAGCGCGGCGGACAGGCGUUGCGAGAUGCUGGCUAUGAAUUUGACAUCUGCUUCACCUCCGUGCAGAAGAGAGCCAUCCGGACCCUCUGGACAGUCCUGGAUGCCAUUGACCAGAUGUGGCUGCCAGUAGUCAGGACUUGGCGCCUCAAUGAGCGACACUAUGGGGGUCUGACUGGUCUCAAUAAAGCAGAAACUGCUGCUAAGCAUGGUGAGGCACAGGUAAAGAUCUGGAGGCGAUCUUAUGAUGUCCCACCACCUCCGAUGGAGCCUGAUCAUCCCUUCUAUAGCAACAUCAGCAAGGAUCGCAGGUACGCAGACCUUACUGAGGACCAGCUGCCUUCCUGUGAGAGCCUGAAGGACACUAUUGCCAGGGCACUGCCCUUCUGGAAUGAAGAAAUUGUCCCCCAGAUCAAGGAGGGGAAAAGAGUCCUGAUUGCGGCCCAUGGCAACAGCCUUCGGGGCAUCGUCAAGCAUCUGGAGGGUCUCUCAGAAGAGGCCAUCAUGGAGCUGAACCUGCCAACUGGCAUCCCCAUUGUCUAUGAAUUGGACAAGAACUUGAAGCCUGUCAAACCCAUGCAGUUCCUGGGAGAUGAAGAGACCGUGCGGAAAGCCAUGGAAGCUGUGGCCGCUCAGGGCAAGGUCAAGAAGUGAAGGCAAGCAGGCCGACUCCUACCCUAGUACCCUCCUCCCUGCCUGUUGAUGCCUCUGGCACCCUUCCCCAACACCUGUCAUGCUGACUACAUCUGUAGGAUCUUAAGUUUAGGUUGUAGCUGCAGAUGAGAACCUGCAGCUCCCAUUUUCAUUUUAGUAUUUUAUCCCCUGCACCCACUCCCUUCAUAGAAUCUAGUCAGAAUAACACCUCUGGGGUGCAGGAUCCGGGGCCACAUCCAGGAACAGCUCCCCUUACCAGGAGAGUUGAGAGGUAGUAAUUAGUUUUUCUUAGUCCUUUGUUUACUAAGGGUCUGCUUUAGGAAGGUCUGGCAGGAACCAUGCUGUGGUAUGACCAGUGAGAAGCUGCAGCCCAGUUUUGUCCCUGGAGCC